UUAGCAGGUUGGCCAGUCUAACGUCACAGAUACGGAUCAGUCAGUGCAAAUAUGUCUUUUUCCAGAAGCAGCCAAAUAAAACACCUCAGGUCGCUGAUACCAUUAUGGCAGAAGAAAAUCCCACGUUAUCCUUUAUAUCAGAAAGGAAACCCACAAUUGAGAAUCUUUCUCCCACAGUUCUGGAUGAAGAUGGUGAAACCAGAGAAAGACUUUCCUCCUGAUCGUCUCAGCUUCAUUGUUCAUCCACAGAUGACAAAACUAGAUAUUAAGAACUAUUUGGAGAAGAUUUAUCAUGUUCCGGUCAUCUAUGUCAAAACAGAGCUGCGCCCAGGAGAAGACAUCAAACACCCAGGAAGAGGUCACGUCAUGGCCCGAGAAGAUGAUUAUAAGAUGGCCUAUGUUUUCUUGGCACCAGGGGUUGAGUUUACAUUUCCGGACAUAUUUGGUGGGGCAAAUACAAAAAGUGAAAAAGAAAGUGAUGAUUUGAAGAAAGAAAGGGAAAAGGAAAAAGCGAUACAGGCUAAGCAAUGGGACAAACUCAGCAUACCACCUUGGUUUCGGUAGCAUUAGUUCUGUAUAAGUGUAAAAGACUUGUUUAUAGGGAGUGCUGUAUGUAUCUACAGUGUAUCUUGUCUUCUGGGGGAAUGUUUAUAGGGAUAUGCGCCGGGACUAUGUGAUAUCGGACAUCCACUGCAAUAAUGAAAGGACUAUCAGCCUGGAUUUGAAUUCUUGCCAGAGAACAAUUUGAAAGUGGAAAUUGUCCAUGUGAUGCCAGAUUUACAUCCAAUGUAGUUCCAAGGGAGACAAUUUCCACAUGAUACAGUGUUUUUAGUAUUGACAGAACAGAAUGAUGUCAGUAAUAACUCUUUUUGUUAGUACAAUCAAACCUUGCUAUAACGCCCCCCCCCCCCCCCUCCCUUUAUAACGCCACUCUCACUUAUCGCCAGCAUAAGGGCCUGGUACAAAAAUCCCUAAUGUUUUUUUUCCAUAAACUAUCGCCACCCUCACUUGAUGCCAUCCGCCAUGCUUUUUUCUGGAGAAAAUGUAUUAAAACAAUCAGUUUUGUCCUCGCUCUUCCUCCAACGAUGUGCCACCAGUGUCACAAAUCAUGGCACUUGAUUUAUACAGAACUUGUUAACUUCUGUUAUCGAUCUGUUUUAUUUAUUUAUUUUUUCUCUCAUGCAGCAUUUGGUUUUUAAACUGAUUGAACAGAUGUGCACUUUGUAACAAAGUUUUCCAACCCGUAAUGAAAGCACUCUUUAAAUUUAGAGAUAAUAAAAGCUUCUCACUGCUAGUCAGAUGACUGUUGCAAUGGAAUGAUCGAUUCAAUUGAUUAAAGUGACUUUAUUUCCAAGCUGAAAAAAUGUAUAUUCAGCUAUAACUGUAGUUCCCUCUGGCAUCUGAUUUUCACCAGCUUUACAGUUUGAGAUUCUGAAUUUGUAGAUAGUCUCCAAACACCUCGUUCAAGGCUGUGCUCUCUGUCCCAAUGGUCAUAUCUGAUAUCUCUUUUGUCAUGAAAAAGCAUGAGGAGAUGUUAUAAAAUAAUUAAGGAAUCAGAUGUGCAUGUAUUAGUGAGUGAUUGUGUAUAACUUGCAGAUCCUCAUUGUACCGCCAAACUCACCCUACUGCCAACAUGGCGUCGGUACCAAACCCGGCGUUAUAGCAGGUUACCAGUGUAAUACAUGUAAAUCUGAACUAUGGAACAGGUGUUGGUAUAUUUGGAAUCUGACACAAGUAUGAACCUGUUUUUUAGUCAAAACUCUGAACUACAUAUUAUAUGAAACUGUUAUUACUAAUAAACUAUACAGUAGUGUUAAUCACAACUCUGAACUACGUAUACUACAGUACAUGUAUGAACCUGUUGUUAGUGAUAACUGGUGUUAAAAGAGUAUAAUAACUGAACUAUGCACCUGGUGUUAAUCACAACUCUGAACUACAUGUACUACAGUACAUGUAUGAACCUGUUGUUAGUGAUAACUGGUGUUAAAAGAGUAUAAUACUGAACUAUGCACCUGCUGUUAAUCACAACUCUGAACUACAUGUACUACAGUACAUGUAUGAACCUGUUGUUAGUGAUAACUGGUGUUAAAAGAGUAUAAUAACUGAACUAUGCACCUGCUGUUAAUCACAACUCUGAACUACAUGUACUACAGUACAUGUAUGAACCUGUUUGUUAGUGAUAACUGGUGUUAAAAGAGUAUAAUAACUGAACUAUGCACCUGCUGUUAAUCACAACUCUGAACUACAUGUACUACAGUACAUGUAUGAACCUGUUGUUAGUGAUAACUGGUGUUAAAAGAGUAUAAUAACUGAACUAUGAACCUGGUGUUAAUCACAACUCUGAACUACAUGUACUACAGUAUAUGUAUGAACCUGUUGUUAGAGAUAACUGGUGUUAAAAGAGUAUAAUAACUGAACUAUGCACCUGGUGUUAAUCACAACUCAGGGGUCAGUUCUAUGCAGCUAUCCCAGUGCUGUGUUAAGCGCAUUUACCAUGGUGACAUAUCUCUUCACUGUAUCUUUUCACAGAAAUUGCACCAGGUGCAGUUUACAACUGCUUCGAACUACAUAUACUACGGUAAAUGCAUGAACCUGGUGUUAGUUAGUUCUGAAUUCCUAUAAUAUACACCUGGUAUCAGUGGGGCAGCUCAAAGCUCUGUACCUGCAGGGCUGCAUGCUUGUUUCAAAGUUCAUGGUCAUUACCUUAAUAUCACAUGAAGUUGUACCAAAUCUGAAUUCUUUAUUUGGUUUAUAAUAUAUCUAGGAUGUCAUUGUUCCAUGUAAUACAGAUGAUAGGGAUAUUCAGAUGAUUUUGUGGAGGGCAGUUAAGUUGUGGUUUGUUGUUUACCUGGUGAAAAGAUGAGUUGAUAACUCUUAGUGAUACAGUAUUAUUUCAGUUAGUAGAGUGGCAUUUAAUGACUUCACCUGCAACCGUAACAAGGUGUCAACUUGCCAGGGGCAAUCAAACCCUUUAGUGCUAUACUACACAAUGUAUGACAUUGUUGACAUUUCCAGUACAUGCGUACAAUAUGUGUGAAGAUUUGAAUGGCAUGUAAUAAAAUACACAUAUUUUACAUGUGAAGUAUAAUUUUCGUUUUCAUUUUAUGGGAUGUCGGUUUCAAAUAGGUUUAUUGUUAGUGCAUUGCUGGCAAAACUUUAAAGAUGAUGGAAGGAUGUUAUCUAUUUCCUAGGCGUUCUGGAUUCCAUUAAUAGUAAACUUUGACCCCUGUUACGCAAGUAAAAAAUUCUUGAGCAAUUCGAUAAAUCCAAAAAUGUCCACCCUAAAAUAAUGUCUCUUAGAGUUAGGCCUCCAAAGACCAUUUACAGGGCUAAAACCACCACCUUAACUGCAAAGAACUGGGAAAGAUAUAGAUAUUUCCCAAUGAAGGUUGCAUUGCAAAAAUAUUUUCAGAGUGCAAUGUGAAAAUGAUAACCCA
Liolophura sinensis is the source of this 3437-nucleotide messenger RNA. Its product is annotated as large ribosomal subunit protein uL23m-like. Gene Ontology annotation, molecular function: structural constituent of ribosome. Lineage: Eukaryota; Metazoa; Mollusca; Polyplacophora; Chitonida; Chitonidae. Gene Ontology annotation, cellular component: ribosome; mitochondrial large ribosomal subunit. The record is from RefSeq and is a predicted model, not a curated record. The transcript has 5 exons. Bases 52 to 564 code for a protein of 170 amino acids. Gene Ontology annotation, biological process: mitochondrial translation.